GGUAAGAAAACUUUUGGCAGCACGCAUUAGAAGGUUUACAUCAUACAACAGUGACGGAGCAAGGAGAAGUAACUAGAAAACCAAUACGGAUAUGGAAAAGGAGAAGGAGAGCAACAAGAAGAGAAGGCAUUUUGUGUUGGUUCAUGGUGCCUGCCAUGGCGGUUGGUGCUGGUAUAAGGUAUCUGCUUUGUUGAAAUCUGGUGGUCACAAAGUGACAGCCCCGGACAUGGCUGCCUCCGGUAUCCAUCCAAAGAAGGUUGAAGAGCUGGCUUCCAUAACCGAAUAUGUGGAGCCACUGAUGGAGUUGCUGGAAUCUCUGCCUUCAGAGUCAGAGGAGAGAGUGAUAUUGGUGGGUCACAGCUUCGGCGGUAUCUGCAUAUCCAUGGCCAUGGAAAUGUUUCCCAAAAAGAUUGCAGCUGCUGUCUUUCUAUCUGCUUUCAUGCCUUCUCCCGACCGAGGCUUUCUCACUCUCUACCAAGAGUAUAACCAAAGACUGGACUCUAAUAUGGACUCGAAGAUUCUGUUUGACGAGAACGCCCACAAUACUAUUAACCCAAAUGGAUCUAUGAUAUUUGGGCCUCAAUUCUUAGCAUCCAAGUUAUAUCAACUGUCUCCAGUUGAGGAUAUGACCCUAGCAAUGUCAUUGCUUAGACCAACACGUGUCUAUGGAGACCAAGAAAUGUUACGAGAGCAAACAAGAGUUACAAGGGACAAGUAUGGUAGUGUGGCCAAAAUAUACAUAGUGUGCGAACAAGACCAAGUGUUGAAGAAGGAUUUUCAACUGUCAAUGAUUGAAGGGAACCCAGAAAUCGAAGUGAAAAAUAUUGCUGAAGCUGAUCAUAUGCCCAUGUUCUCUAAACCUCAAGAGCUUUUCUCUUACCUUCACCACAUUGCAAACACCUUUUAUUAAUUAGCAUCUGAAUAAUGCAUGUCUCCCUUUAUUUAAA
Messenger RNA from Arachis stenosperma, 947 nucleotides. RefSeq names its product methyl jasmonate esterase 1-like. The coding region runs from base 92 to 910 and encodes 272 amino acids. Gene Ontology annotation, molecular function: methyl indole-3-acetate esterase activity; methyl salicylate esterase activity; methyl jasmonate esterase activity. Gene Ontology annotation, biological process: salicylic acid metabolic process; jasmonic acid metabolic process. The record is from RefSeq and is a predicted model, not a curated record. The transcript is spliced from 3 exons. Lineage: Eukaryota; Viridiplantae; Streptophyta; Magnoliopsida; Fabales; Fabaceae.